Molecule: messenger RNA, 2464 nt
Organism: Cinara cedri
Lineage: Eukaryota; Metazoa; Arthropoda; Insecta; Hemiptera; Aphididae
Source: the annotation of a GenBank genome assembly
AUGUUUCUUUGGGAUUGGUUUACUGGUGUUCUGGGAUAUUUAGGUGAGUAAAUAUUUUAUUAUUAAUAUUUUUUGUUGCCCAAUUCUUAUGUAACCAAAGAAAAUGUUAUUGUUAUAAAGUUUUAUCAAAUAUAUACAGGUGUUUUAUAUAAAUUCCAAGGUUCAUGAUUAUAUAAUAUGUAUUCAAUAAAACUCAAUUAAGUACUUGGAUACAUUUUGUUAUCAUUAAAUUAGAUUUUUUGUAUAAAGAAAACUUUUUAAAUAAAUAAAUACUGUAAAACCAUUUAACACGUGUUCAAACAAUUUAUUGCUGAUCUUGUACAAAAUGUAAUUACCUUAGUAUAGUCUUUAUAUGAAUAUUAUACAAAUUAUAUUUAAUAUAAUUUUUCUAAUAAAUAUUUAUUAUUCAUUACUUAAUCAAUAUUAUCCAUUAUUUUAUUUUUGGUUUUUGUAAAUAUCUAUUUACUGAAAGGAAAUUUUAUAAAAAAAAUAAUUUCAUUCUAUAAUGUAUUUUUGUAUGUUUUACCAUGAGUUCAAAAACAUUCAUACUUAUUAGUUAUUUAACAAUUUUACAACUUAUACAAAUAUUAGAUUUAAUGUGUUAAAAUAAUUAAGACAAUUAUUAUCAAAAUCUUAUAUAUUUUUUAAAUAUAUAAAUAAAAAAUUCUCAUAUUUCCCUACCAUUUUUGUGUACAUGAGUUUACUAAAAUAAAAAAAAUGUAUUAUGAUAACUUAACACUGAUAUAAAUGUAGUAGUAUAGUACCUAUAUGUAUAUUUUUAGAUUGGCAUAUAUAUAAAAAAUUUAAUUAAUUAUAAUUUUGAACUUUUGACUGUCUAUAGGAUUAUGGAAAAAAUCAGGGAAAUUACUAUUCCUAGGAUUAGACAAUGCUGGAAAAACAACACUUCUACAUAUGCUGAAAGAUGAUCGUUUGGCACAACACACUCCAACAUUGCAUCCAAGUAUGACAUUGUUUUGCAAAUAUAGUUAUUAAAUUUUAUAUGUGAUGUAUAAAUAUUCUAUGAAUUAUUUUAUAGCAUCCGAAGAAUUAUCUGUUGGCAAUAUAAAGUUCACAACAUUUGAUUUGGGUGGCCAUUCUCAAGCAAGAAAAGUAUGGAAAGAUUAUUUUCCUGCUAUAGAUGCAAUUGUAUUUUUGAUAGAUGCUUGUGAUAAAUCCAGAAUUUCGGAGAGUAAAGCAGAACUAGAUUCAUUAUUGUUAGAUGAAUCCUUGUCUAACUGUCCCGUACUCGUACUUGGUAAUAAAAUUGAUAGACAAGGCGCACUGAGUGAACCAGAAUUAAGAGCUUAUUUCGCAUUGAACCAAACAACUGGAAAAGUAUGCUAACCAUAUUUUUAUUUUCUUAUUACUUAAUUCUUAAAUACCUAUUACCUAUAUUUAAUAUAUUGAAGUAUUCAAUACUUAUAUGAUUAUGUGUAUCAUAAUAAAAUGUAUUUAUAAUUAUAAAUUAAAAAUCACUGAUAACAACUUAACUUUUUUAAAUUUUAAAUGUAUUUACUUUUUUAAAGUAUAGACAUUUUACUUUUUUACUUCUACCCAAACUAAUUAGUUACAUAAUAAUAAAAUAAAAGUAGCUAAAAGGUAGGGUAUUGUAGCUAUUUUCACUUAUUUUAACUUUUUAUAAUAAUCCUUUUUUGGUCUUCUUUGAUAAUAAUGAAUGGGUGAGUUUUAUAGGUUCCAACACUAUUUACACACCAUUUUGUAUGUUGUGUUACAUUAAUAGUUAAGUUUUUAAUGGUAGAUUUUUUUCAAUUAAAAGUGGUUUUGGGGGAAAGAGUUGAUUUAAAAUAAAGGCUGAUAAUCUUCAUUAAUCUCUAUCUAAAGUUGCAAAAGCAAUUACUAUGUUAAAAUCUCUAGAAGUUGUAUACUUUUGAAAAGAUAGAAGCCUUUCAUCCCCAGUUGUACUCAUUUAGGGUAAAAUUUUGAAAAAUCCUAAUACUCUUGUUUCUUAGUUUCUAAUCUAAAAGCCAAAUACUAAUUUGUAUGAAUUUAAUUAAAAAAUAGCAGAUUUUAAUACAAAUUUUCAUUCGCCAUUUUAUCCCCAUAUGGGUAGAAUCUUCGAAAAUAUUUAUUUAGUAAAUGACUGUGGUAUAAAAAGUACCUAUCUACUGUAAACAUUUCAAGUUUCUAACCCUUAUCAUUAUAGGCUGUGCGUUGAUUCUCUCUCUCUCAGUUGGGACAAAGACUUCUACAUACCUAAGAUAACUUUAUAUAAUAUAUAUUCUAACUUCCCAACUUUCAACAUUGAUGUUCAACUUUUUUUUUUGUAUUAUUAAUAUUAAUUUUAAACGAUUUAAUAUUGGGAAUGUUAUUAUUAUUUUAAUUUUAGGCUAGAGUACCAAGACACGAGCUUCCGGGUCGUCCAUUAGAAGUGUUUAUGUGUUCUGUAUUGAAACGUCAUGGUUAUGGAGAAGGGUUCCGAUGGCUGGCACAAUAUAUUGAUUAA